AUGGAGCUGCUGUUUGGGCCCACGGAGGGCUCAUGGGCGGACGUUUGCGGCGGCAGUGGGCUGCUCCAGCCGGACCAGAUGCUGGCAGAGGAUGGCGAGUCAACAGAGGUUGUGUGGUCGGCGGUUCCCAGAGACCGCAGCACUCCCGCGGCGGUUGCGUAUGCCAUCCAGCGCUGGCCGCUGGCAGUCAUGCCUGAGCCUGGGGAGGGAGGCUACGUGCGCAGCCUGCUGGCCGCCGAGCCAAGGUUGGAUGCAGUGCACGACACCUACAGCAUCGUGGAUGGCGGUGGCGGCGAUGCCUCCCGCCCCUUCUACCGCGUCUUGGCUCUGGACGCCGGCAACCUGUUCGUUUCCAGCCAGCCCUGCGGGAGCGGCCCCUGCCGGCGGCUGCUGCAGGUGCCGACGAUACAGGCCGCCAUCGACGCUGCCGCGCCUGGAACCACUGUGAACGUGCUCCCAGAGGGCUCGCCCUACAUCGGCCCAGGCAACACCAACCUGAGCUUCGGCGGCAAGAAUGUCACCCUGCUGGCUGUGGCUGGGCCCGGGGCCACGGCCAUCGACUGCCAGCGCUCCGCCGCCUGCCGCGCGUUCGUGUUCACCGCCGCCGACGGGCAGGGCGCCCAGGUGUCGGGCUUCACCAUCGCCAACGGCAUCUCCGUCCCCGGCGGCUGCGUGUCGAUCGCCGACGCCUCCCCCACCUUCUCCAACUGCAUCUUCUCGCGCUGCGGCUCCCGCGACCCCGCCGCCCCCGGCAACGGCGGCGCCAUCUCGGCGUCGGGCGCCGCCGCCGCGCCGCGCAUCCUGGGCUGCCGCUUCUGGGACAACUACGCCAACUUUGGGGGCGCCAUCCACGUCAGCGAGGGCGCCGUCCAGGUGGAGGGCUGCGAGUUCCUGCGCAACGACGGCGCCCCCGGCACAUGCCAGGGAGGCGCGCUCUACUUCCUCAACACCCGCCCCUCCCUCGUGCGGGACACUCUGGUGGCAGGAGGCUCUGUGGGGUUCUCUGGUGGCGCCAUCUCGGCGCAGCUGGCGGCCGAGGUGCGGCUGGAGCGGGUGCGGGCGGUGGACAACAAGUCUGGCAGCUUUGCGGGGGCCAUCCUGGUGUGGGGAUCCAACGUGACGAUCGUGGACUCAGAACUGAUCAACAACACGGCGGUGGUGUACGGCGGCGGGGUGCUGGUGCAGUACGGAAUGUACAACGCCACUGCCACCCGCCACGUGGGCAACGCCGCCGAGUGGGGCGGCGGCGGCGCCAUCUCCCUCUUCUCCGCCGUGGCGCUGCUGCGGGGCUGCGAGCUGAGCGGCAACAGGGCCAGCUUCGGGGGCGGGCUGAAUGCCAUGCGCAUGGCGGAAGGCAAUAUCGUGGUGCCCACCAUUGUGUCUGUCAACGACAGCGUGGUCGAUGGCAACGUGGCCACCGACCACGGCGCCGCUUUCAACAUCGAAUCCGCCGACAUGGCGGCGCUGGUCAAUGUCAGCAUCACCAGCAACGUGGCGGCGGCCCGCGGCGGCGGCGGCUGGUGCCAGUCGGCCACGCCCGUGGGCCUGUACGGCUGCCGCGUGCAGAACAACACGGCGGCGGUCGGGGGCGGCUUCUUUGCAGAGGGCCCCUGCCCCCUCGUGGUGGUGGGCUCCCAGUUCAGCCAGAACAGCGCCUCGGGAUACGGCGCCGGCAUCGCGGUCGGCGACGGCGCCUCCCUCAACGCCUCCCAGUCGCUCUUUGCCGCCAACGGCGCCUCCAGCUGCGCCUCCAGCCGCCCAGUGGGCGGUGGCGGCAUCUUCGUCGGCGUGGAGCCCUUCAACGGCAGCAGCACCGACCAGUGCGGCGCCAGCGAGGAGGCCGCCGCCUACGCCUCUGUCAGCCUGGACACAGUCAGCUUCAGCGGCAACCAGGCAUCCGACCGGGGCGGCGCGGUGCACGUGGCGGCGGGCAGCCUGCGCAUGAAUGCCGUGGAGCUGGUCGGCAAUGCGGCCACCGGCGGCGGCAUGUCUGACGGUGUGGGCGGCGCCAUUGCGCUGGACGAGCGGUGCGCCCGCGGCGGCCUGUGCAACCCCAUCACCGCGCUGCUGUCUGCCCUGAACGUCAGCGGCAACGUGGCGAGGAUGGCGGGCGGCGGGCUGUUCUACGCAGGUUUCAACCCUGGGAGCCGGCUGGCAGUCAGCGAGUCGCUCUUUGCCGGCAACUCUGUGGCUUUGGAGCUGCAAGGGGUGGGGGGAGGCCUUUACCUGGCCCACCCCAACUUCAGCGUAGCUGCCAGCCAGCUGGCCGCCAACACUGCCUUCUUCGGCGGCGGCCUGUUCCUGGCAGCCAACCUCAGCCGGGGCGCCUCGCUGGCCCAGCUCUCCCUGGCCGGCAACGUGGCGCAGGGCAUGGGCUCUGCUGCCUACUGGCUGCGGAGCAAGUCGCCUGGCGCGGAGCUUACCUGUCGGGAGUGCAGCGUGGAGCCGGCAGAGGGCCCCUACUUCGCCACAGAGGCACUGGAGAUGCAGUACGGCGACCAGCCGCCGUCGCUGGUGCAGACCAACUGCAACUUCCCGCCCUUUGAGGUCCGCCUGCUGGACUUCUACGGCUCGGUGGCCGCCACCGCCAAGGGCGUCUGCGCUGCCACAGUCAACUCUACGAGCGCUGUGCUGAGCUCCAAGGGGCGGGAGGAGAUGGCGCUGCAGGGCGUGGCCAGCUUUGACAACCUGCAGCUCAAGGGGACCAUCAACCAGAGCUACGACCUGCAGAUCAACUUUGAUGGGACGAGCGGCCCCAGUGGCAAGCUGCUGCCCAUCGGCGUGCUGCCGCCGCUGCCCCUCCCCGUCACCAUCGCUGCGUGCGCACCCGGGAGCCAGCCCACCACCAGCCUGGACGAUUGCGUUGAGUGCAGCGACGGCACUUUCAACCUGGAUGGCGGCGCCUGCCUACCCUGCCCCGACGGCGCCGACUGCGCAGGCGGCAGCGAGAUCAAGUCCCUCUCCAACUACUGGCGCUCCUCCAACGCCUCUGUGGCCUUCUACCCCUGCAUGCUGUCGGGCGUGUGCCUGGCGGGCGCGCCCGCCGGCGACGCGGCGUGCGCCCCGGGGCAGCAGGGCCCGCUCUGCGACGUCUGCCUGCCUGGCUACUUCAAGCUCAGCGGCAGCUGCAACACCUGCGCUGGAGCCCAGUCCAAGGCCAUGCUUGCGGUGACCGUCAUCCUGCUCACCCUGCUGGCGGUGGCCCUGUUUGCCCGCGACUGGGACUGGGGCGGCACCGGGCCGGGCAUCAUGACCAAAAUCAAAAUCUUCCUCACCCACUUCCAGGCAAGCUCGCACUGA
Chlorella variabilis is the source of this 3300-nucleotide messenger RNA. RefSeq lists its product as hypothetical. Lineage: Eukaryota; Viridiplantae; Chlorophyta; Trebouxiophyceae; Chlorellales; Chlorellaceae. The transcript is spliced from 19 exons. The record is from RefSeq and is a predicted model, not a curated record. Bases 1 to 3300 code for a protein of 1099 amino acids.